Kwoniella mangroviensis CBS 8507 is the source of this 2022-nucleotide messenger RNA. RefSeq lists its product as uncharacterized. The coding region runs from base 1 to 2022 and encodes 673 amino acids. Gene Ontology annotation, cellular component: nucleus. Gene Ontology annotation, molecular function: ubiquitin protein ligase activity; nucleic acid binding; zinc ion binding. NCBI's taxonomy places the organism in Eukaryota, Fungi, Basidiomycota, Tremellomycetes, Tremellales, Cryptococcaceae. The transcript is spliced from 8 exons. The record is from RefSeq and is a predicted model, not a curated record. Gene Ontology annotation, biological process: protein ubiquitination; ubiquitin-dependent protein catabolic process.
AUGUCAACAGUAUUCUAUCGUUGGGGCGCCAGUCGAAAUGAGCAACGAGUGACGUUCGAUGGAACUCAUAUCUCAGUAUUCGAUCUGAAGAGGGAGAUUAUACUGGGUAAUAAAAUGGGUAAUGGGAAAGAUUUUGAUAUUGGUGUAUAUGAUAAUGUUACAGGAGAAGAAUUCAGAGACGAUAAUCACCAAAUUCCUCGAUCUUCAUCCCUUAUUGCAAGGAGAUUACCUUCAUCAGCGAAAGGAAGAGGUAAUGCCCAAAAUUACAUAGUGGGAACUUCAGCUGCAGAUGCCUUGACGGGUGAUCAUAGGAUUGAAUCUCAUGCUAGACAGGCAAUGCAGGAUAAGCAGAAUAGAUUGGGUGGGAUAAGAGGCUCGGCGGGUACAUUUGGGAGUAUGUCGAAACGGUUCGAUGGGAAAGAUGAUGCCAAGCCCGGAGAACCCAGCGUACCGAUCUCAACGGGGAACGCAGAGGAAGAUGCCAAGAUAGCAGCUGUUCUUGCUCAAGGCGCGGAAACUUGGGAACAGAUGCAAGAGGAUAUGUCAGCUGGCUAUCGAGCACCAGCAGUUCGAGCAGCACGGUCCAAUAAACCCUCCGGAUCGGCCGUAGCUGCUGCCACACAAAAGUACGAUUUUGGCUUACAGCAUGAUAAAGAACCUCCAGCUGGUUAUAUCUGUUACCGAUGUGGUAAAAAAGGCCAUUGGAUCGAGAAUUGUCCCGACAAUGAAGAUCCAGGUGCGAAUGAUCGAAAGCGAUUUGUACGAGUCACAGGUAUUCCAAGGAGUUUCUUGAAGACUGUUGAAACUCCUGGUGGAGUUGAGGGUUCAAGCGGUGGUGCGAUGUUGACUGCUGAUGGAGGUUUUGUACGUGCUGUUCCUGAUCAACGUCAAUGGCAAAAACAAGCUGCUGUGAAACCACGAGCUCUCACCGGAUCCGACGUCCGUGAUUCUCAACCGUUGGACCCAUCGUUGAUCUGUCCAAUAUGCAAAAAACUUGUCUGGGAAGCUACGACCACGCCAUGCUGCAAGACCAGUUUCUGUGAAGAAUGCAUAACGAAUCAUCUGUUAGAGAACGAAUUCGAAUGUUAUACGUGCGAGUCAAAGGUGCAGAGCUUAGAUAAGUUAAUAGUGAAUCAGGAAUUGAGAGACAAGGUGAAUAAGUAUGUGGAAGGUGAGGUUGAGAGGUCUACCAAGGAGAAGAAGGAGAGUGAUGAACAGGAAAACGCAGAAGCAGAGGAAAACGGCGAAAAUGAUGGUGAGAAAUUAGAGAAAAAUCAAGAUGGUGUGGAUAAAGGUGACGAAGAGAUUGAAGAAGGUGCUAUAUCACCUACUAAGGCAGAAAAGAAUCCUCGACCUAAUCUGAAAGGAUCUGAUAUCGACCAACAACCUAAAAAUCAAAUGUUAGGAGCGAACGGACAAGCUGUAGAUCUCGAUAAACUUACACCACAGGUGAUAAAUACAUAUCUUAUGGGGGCCAAGAAAAUGUUAUUGAACCCAUCGCUUCUCUCUCCAGCUCGGAAUAUCUUAAACCAGCAAAUCGCAUUACUCCAAACUCAAUUAUUGAAAUUACAAAUGAUGAAUCUGAAUAACGGUGGGAAUGGUGGUGCGCCGAACGUAGCAUUAGGUCAAAUAGGAAAUGGUGGAUUCGGACAGCAAAAUCAGUUUAACGAUAUGGGGAUGAACAUGAUGAUGAUGGAUCAAAUGAAUAUGAACAUGGGGAUGAAUAUGGGGAUGAAUAUGGGUAUGGGUAUGAUGGACAAUAUGGGUAUGAACAUGGGAAUGGGCAAUCAAUUACCUUUCCACCAACAACAACAACAUCAUCAACAACAGCAACAGCAUUUCGGUAUGAAUAGAGGAAGAGGUGGAUUUAGAGGAGGUGGUGGGAGAGGAAGAGGUGUACCGUUCGCUCCUGCUUUGACUGGUAGAGUACCUCCCAGAGGUCCAAAUAUGGGUAUGAAGAGAGGACCGGAAGAAGAACUGAGUAAUGGUAAUGGGGAGAAUAAACAACAGAAAGUCAUGUAA